Molecule: messenger RNA, 6751 nt
Organism: Oncorhynchus nerka (sockeye salmon)
Lineage: Eukaryota; Metazoa; Chordata; Actinopteri; Salmoniformes; Salmonidae
Product: palladin-like
Source: RefSeq, a predicted model, not a curated record
CCAAAUAUAACCUGACACAGUGAGUGGUCAAACGCUGGGACAGAUGGGACACAGCAGGCUACUCUGGAGGCACCGCUCAAGUGGCCCUAGACCCGCUCACAGUGCUCCCAGUCCCUGCACGACCGAAAAAGCUACUCUGCUGGAAGGAGACGCUUCUGACUUUCUCACACACAGAUCAUCUUAAGAGGAAUCUGGAAACGCUAGACUGGUACAAUACCUUUGGACGAAAACUUGAAGGAUGCAGGACGGGAGAUGGAACCAGUCCCUCCCCCCCUCUCUGCUUAUGAAGGAUGGGCGUGGGGUUCUAGAAGGAGACGUGUUCUCGGAGGCUUCGUCUGAUGGGGAUCUGUACCUGGACUCUAUGGCGGAGCUGGACGCUGGUGACGGGGACUUUCCAGACCUUACUGCCUUUCUCAGCCAAGACGAGAUCAACCGCAGCCUGGACCUGGCCUGGGAGGCCUUCAGUGACGCAGAAGACUGGGUGGACCCUGUCUCCCCAAUUCCCAAAACCCAGGAGCCGGCUCUCCACUACCAUCCCUCCCUUGCCCCCUUCAAUACCACAGAAUACCUGACCAAAAGCCCCUGCUUCCCCCAUCAGACAAAAGUCUCAGCCAUGGACGACAGCCACUCAGUCAAAGUCACCUCCAGCCAGAGUGUCCACCUCAGCAGGCCCAUACAGGCCACCUUCGAAGCCACGGCCUCGCCUGAGAAGUUUGUCUGUCACAAGAACAUCACCCCAGUCUAUAAACAGGACAAGCCCCGGCUGGUCCAUGAGGGCUUGGAGCUGAAUGAACGGGCUGCCUCAGCCACGGAGUUCUGCAGCCGUGCCGCCACCUUCAUCGAGGAGCUGUCCUCCAUCUUUAAAGGCUCCUCUCGGCUGGAGCAACAGGGGGAGGAAGACUCCUCCUCUCCCGACAGCGGGUACCUGUCUCCUAAGAGCCACCGGCUUGCCCCCCGGGGGUUUGCCUCUGUCCCUCCACAGCCUUUCAUCCAACAGGUGGCGGCGCAGCAGGGCCAGCCAGGUCUGGGUACCCAGCCAGCAAGCAUGGUGGGCGUAACGGGUGUGACGGGUGUCCCUCCACUGAGUGUGACCGGGGUGCCAGUUGUCUCUGGUCUAAUGAGUGGGAAUGAGUUGAUGGGAGAGCAGCAGCACAGUGGAGCCCAGUUGAUGGGGGAGCAGCACAGUGGAGCUCAGUGUGUAGAUGGAGACCUGUCGCUGCCACACUUCACCCAGAAGCUGAAGAGUCAGGAGGUGGCAGAGGGACACCCCAUCAGACUGGAGUGCAGGGUGGCAGGAAACCCUCAGCCACUGGUCAGAUGGUUCUGUGAGGGGCGGGAGCUACACAACUGUCCAGACGUCCAGAUCUGGAGGGAUGGUGACCUGUACACGCUGAUGAUCGCUGAGGCCUUCGAGGAAGACACGGGACGCUACACCUGCGUUGCCUCCAACAGUCUCGGCGCUGACAACACCUCGGCAGAGGUCUACAUCGAGGGUGCUUCAUCCUCAGACUCAGAAGGAGAAGGAUCUUUGACAAAUUCCAGAUCAGGAGUCAUGCCUCAGUCCCAGAAGAAGACAACUUCAAUCUCCCUGUCCAUUCAUUCACCUUCACCCACGAGCCCCGAGGCCGUACCUCACCGCUUCACCCUGGUCCAGCCCCUAUCUGCACCUCAACACCGGAUGCGGAGUCCAGUUUCUUCACUACAUGGUGAUGGUUCUGUCACAGCGCCCCCUAUCUUCACCAAGCUCUUACAGGAUGCCCAGGCGUCAGAGGGUCAGGUGGUGGUUUUGGAGUGCAGGGUUCGAGGCAGUCCUCCUCUGCAGGUCCAGUGGUUCAGACAGGGACAGGUCAUUCAGGACUCUCCAGACUUCCGCAUCCUGCAGAAAAAGCCACGGUCUGCAGCAGAGCCAGAGGAGAUAUGUACGCUGGUGAUAGCUGAGGCCUUCCCUGACGAUGGAGGUCAGUUCUGCUGCACUGCAAGCAACCUUUACGGCUCCGUCAGCAGCACAGCCCAACUCUCUGUUACUGGAGGGGCCUUCAACACUCCCACAGCGGUGUACGAAUCGGACAGGGACGGUGUGGCAUCCGGCGAUGACUCUGCCUUCGAGGAUGCCCAGGCCUUCCCCCCACCCCCGCCCACAGAGAUCAGCCUAUUGGAGGUACCGCCCAAGAUCCCACCCAGUGCCAGCGCAGAGGGUUUCCAUGUCAACGAGCUGGAGAUCUGGCCCAGUGUGUCAGUCCUGCCACACUCCCACAUGUACCCCAACAUGGAGGGCCAGCCUCAGCCCUCCUCCGGCCUACCUCCACCAGAGCCCCGGCCAGACUUCCUAGACCCAGCCAAGAUGUCUCCACCCCCGGUGAAGGAAGCCCCUCCGCUGCCCAACAAGCCCAAACUAGCGGCGGGUAUAGAGGAGGAGACAGACACUGACAGGAACAUAGAACAGUUGAAGCAGCUGCACGAUCAGAUUCUAUUGGAACAGCAAGAAGCAGCCAAUUGGAUCCAGCAGCAGGAGCAAGAGCAGGAAGUCCCACUUCUGCUGCAGCAGCCCCAGGAAGUGUCCUCUCCGCCCUCUCCUCCUCUUCCCCCUCCUCCCUCCUUCCAGGAGCUGGAGAGCAGCGCCAUGCAGACUAGCACAUUCAACUACGCCCGGCCCAAGCAGUUCAUUGCUGCCCAGAGCCCCGGGGGGACAGUCCCUGUGGGGGGCUACGUCACCCAGUCCUCUGGCUCCUCUGGAUCCAGCCUGCCCUCACCCCUCUCCCCACCCACCUCACACAAACCCUUCACCAGGGUCACCCUGCCUCCCUUCACUAAGGGCAGCAGCAUCGGGUCUCAGUCCCCAUCCUCUCCCUCCUUCCCUCCUCCACCCCCUCCCUUCCUCAGCAGCAACAUGUCUUCUCCAUCAGGCCCCAGCCAAGACUUUCCCCCACCCCCUCCUCCACCCAUCUCUUCGACUCCCCCUUCUCCCGGCCACUCCAGCAGCUCUUCCCCCUUCACUUCCAUGCCCCAAUCACCUGCUGGCUUCCUGGCCUCCGUCCUGCCAGCCACGCCCACGAGCCCGUCCGUCAACGCCCUGGGCCUGCCUAGAGGGAAUGGGACCAUCAGUGCUUUCCCCCGGAAGCAGUCCAGAGGAACCCCACGCCUGGCCUCUGACUCUGACAUCCAGGGAACCAAGGAUGCUGUCAUUCAGGACCUGGAGAGGAAGCUACGAUUUAAGGAGGAGCGCAUGAGCAAUGGACAACAGAGGUUAACCUACGAGGAGAAGAUGGCUCGCAGGCUGCUGGGGGCAGACAACGCAUCCACAGUACUAAACACACAGCAGCAGGACCAGGAGCCAGUUACACAGGACUCCAGUUCAUCUGAUAUAGAAUCGGUCCCUCAAAAGGAGUACAAGGUGUCCAGCUUCGAGCAGCGCCUGAUCAGUGAGAUCGAGUUCCGUCUGGAGCGCUCUCCAGUGGAGGAGUCUGACGACGAUGUGCAGCAUGGCGAAGACUCUACAGGCCAGGGGGUGGUGCCAUUCUUCGACAGCAAGCUCAAACACUACAAGGUGUUUGAGGGCAUGCCCGUCACCUUCUCCUGCAAGGUCGUCGGAGACCCCAAGCCAAAGAUCUACUGGUUUAAGGAUGGGAAGCAGAUCUCUAAGAGGAGUGAACACUACAGGAUCAGCCGCGACGCUGACGGAACCUGCAACCUCCACACCGCCGCCGCCUCAUUGGACGAUGACGGCAACUACACCAUCAUGGCUGGUAACCCCGAGGGGAGGGUGAGCUGUACUGGCAGGAUGAUGGUCCAGGCAGUGAACCAGAGAGGGAGGAGCCAGCGCUCUGCACCUGGACAUGUUCGCAGACCUAGGUCUCGGUCCAGAGACAGUGGUGAUGAGAACGAGAAUAUCCAGGAGCGUCACUUCCGCCCCCACUUCCUGCAGGCGCCCGGUGACCUCAUCGUCCAGGAGAGCAGGCUCUGCCGGAUGGACUGCAAGGUGAGUGGCUUGCCUACACCAGAUCUGAUCUGGCAGUUGAAUGGUCAGGCCAUCCGUCCUGACUCCGCCCACAAGAUGCUAGUGAGGGAGAAUGGCGUACACUCAUUGGUCAUCGAGCCCGUGUCCAGCCGCGACGCGGGCAUCUACACCUGCAUCGCUAGCAACCGCGCGGGACAGAACUCCUUCGACCUGGAACUCAUUGUCGCAGCCAAAGAGAUUCACAAGGCUCCUUCGUUCAUCGAGAAGCUGCAGAACACUGCUGUUGCCGAGGGUAACCCUGUACGUCUGGAGUGCCGUGUGUCGGCUGUCCCCAACCCAAAGAUCUUCUGGAAGAAAGAGAACGAGUCUUUCACUCACAAUACAGACAGGAUCAGCAUGCACCAGGACAACUGUGGCUACCUGUGUAUGAUCAUCCAGCCAGCCAUGAAGGAGGAUGCUGGUUGGUACACCGUGUCAGCCAAAAAUGACGCUGGCAUCGUGUCCAGCACCGCACGACUCGACGUCCACACUCAGUGGCAGCAGCCCAACACUCCCAAGCCUAAGAAGGUGCGUCCGUCUACGAGUCGCUACGCGGCGCUGACAGAGAGAGGACUGGACGUGAAGGCAGCCUUCUUCCCUGACUCCAGCCCCCUGCAGCCUGGAGGCCUGGUGGAGAGUGAUGACCUGUAGAGACCAGCGGGGUUCACACACCCCACUCAACCCCCUAAUGCCUUAAAACUGACCCCCAGUGCUACAAGCACCAACCCCCGUUCUCCCCAGACAUAUAGGGGUAAAUGUAACACCCUCCAUCUGAGGCGUAUUACGACAAUCCCACAGAUACUAUUUUGGAAGAUGGAUGACGGGCAAUGUGACACCCCAUAAUAUCUCAGUGUCAAUGAAACAUGGAUCCCAACUUAGGAUCAGAUGGGGUAGCAGGUAGCCUAGUGAUUAGAGCGUUGGGCUAGUAACCCAACUAGGAAGGUUGCUAGAUCGAAUCCCGAGCUGACAAGGUAAAAAUCUGUCGUUCUACCCCUGAACAAGGCAGUUAACCCAAGAAUUUGUUCUUAACUGACUUGCCUAGUCAAAUAAAGAUUUCAUAAAGAUAUGGUUCCAUUUGAUCAACCAUAGGAAUAGGAACUACCAUAGGAGCCAGAGGAAUCUACCCUUGGUGGCCAUUGAAGUUUGUUUGCAAUUCUGUGGUCCAUUAAAACAAUAUAGUUUCUGAUAAUGGGUGGUGGGAGUGAAGAAGACUUGAAUGUUGGUAAAUUAGUUCUCAAAGUAACACUACCAUAACCACACAAGGGGGUCACCUCUUAAGUGCCUAAGAUAUCUCUCACAUGAACUCUUUGUAAAAAAAAAAUAUAUAUAUAUAUAUAUAUAUUUUAAAGUCUAAAGUAGUGUUAUUAUGCAUGUGACAAUGGUGCCAUUUGUAAUGCUCUAUCUAAAUUGAUGCCUUACUUAUGAAAUACUCCCCCAACAAAGCCACCAAAUUAUAGGGGUAGAGAUAUAUAGAAACGGGACAGACUUUGGACUCAAUGUAAAGGUAUGGAAAGUCCAAAGCAUGGGAGCCACACGUCAUGUUUCCCUGGACUGUUGAGAGACGAAAGAGAGACCGCAAAACACAAGUUGUUCUUUUAUAUGGUUAUCACAGCAUAGUCUUGGUAAUAUAGCACAACAUGGAUAUAAAUAGUGUCUGGUUUUAGUUAUUAAUAGCACAAUACCAUAGAUAUCAGCAUUGUCAGGUUCAACAUUUAGCACAAAUACCAUCGAUAUUGCACAAGGACUUACAUACUUUUUUUCUUGUUUUUUUUUGUCAGGUCAAAUGACCUUGAAAGUUCAAACUAUUUAGAGAUGAGUUGUGAAAGAGAAUGUUGGCUGAAUGACUCGACACCGUUGAGAGCUCUCACCGUUACCAUGGUAACUUCAGUGAUUGAUUGAUGGAUAGAGGGAAUGACUGGCUAGGAGGUACUGGUGUGUGAAGGUUGACUGUAGCAGGGACAGGAAGUGGGGUUAUCCUGGGCCAGGAUGCCCAGGUGAUCAGUCUCAGCCCAGUGACAACAGUCACUUCAACGCUUGUGAACUGUGUGAUCCGUGAGUGGAAGUCAAGGACAGAGGAAAGCAAGUUUUUUGGAAUAGAAUUCACUGUAGAUGACAAAGAUGAUAAAGAAGAAAUUGACUAUGUUGAUGAUGAAAUGAUGGUUAUGACUGAUUUUGGAGAUCAGUUAUUUUCUUUGGUUUAUUUUUGAAGUUUAAAAUCUUCACAGACGUGAGACAGUCCUAAUAAUGGCUUCAGUUGAUUGGUCACACACCACAGAUUGUCUGCUUGAUUUUUGUAUGAGAAAUCUUUCCCAAAAAACUUGACGUAAAUUAUAUUAGUGAUUUUUUUCUCUCUCAAAUGUUCAAUGACAAAACAUAAUCCUGUCUGUAUUAAAAUAUCACACUUUUUGAAACAAUAUAUAUUUCCUUAAAAGAUCACUUGGGCCUAUUUCAGUCACAAUGUCUGUCCAUGUCUUUAUGAGGCUCUUAUAACAAAUGACUAUUAUUAUUAACUAUAGCAAAGCUGUCAAGGGAAAAGAUAUACACAGAAUUGUAUUGAAAUAAGUAAUGAUAUAUUUCUCACUACUGCAUUAUUAAAUAGGCUUCUUUUGCUGUAUCUGUUCACAGCAUGUUUCAUCCUGCCAUUACUGUGAUCAGUCACAAACAUAUAGGACACCUUUUUGAUUUCUAUGCCUGUAUAUGGAAUGUUCUCAUGAUAUUACAUUAGUUUAUGAAAGAUAAUAAAACAACCUAAGUGUC